AUGAGCUCAACCAACACAAUCGCCAAGAUCAUUGGUAUCACCUCUGCUGCCUGGUUAUCCGGCAAUAUAUCAUCACUAUCUCUGAUCUCCAUCCCUGCUGUUGCCAACAUCAAAAAAGACUCUUCGCUGUCUAAUGCGCAUGCCGUCAGAAUCUGGCAACAAAACUACCGACGAGGAGCAUUCCAGGCCCCUCCUAUUGCCCUUGGUGCUUCCGCUACUCUCGGAUAUCUAGCUUGGUCAUUGCGUCAUCUUCGCACAGUUACGGCAGUGGGUUUGGGACCUAGUGCUCUGUUUGCUAUUGCAGCGGUAUCCACGAUUGCAAUCGUGCCGUUCACGAUUGUUCUUAUGAGGCCUACGAAUAAUGAGUUGUUGGGGCUUGCUGCUAGGGCUCAGAAGGAUGAGGCCUCUGUAGCAGAGACUAAGGAUGUGGAAGGGUUGUUGGAGAGAUGGACUGCUUUGAACCGUGUCAGGGGUGUUCUCCCUAUGGUUGGGGCGGUCAGGUCAAUGGGAUUGGACAACAGGUUACACGUUGAGCCCGGCAGCUUGGGAGGAAGCAGUUUAUGUGAUAUCAAAGACCAUAUAUGA
Molecule: messenger RNA, 585 nt
Organism: Aureobasidium melanogenum CBS 110374
Lineage: Eukaryota; Fungi; Ascomycota; Dothideomycetes; Dothideales; Saccotheciaceae
Product: DUF1772-domain-containing protein
Exons: 3
Coding region: 1-585 (194 amino acids)
Source: RefSeq, a predicted model, not a curated record